GCAACGAGUCAUUCGGUUCACCUCAAUUUAUGUAACUCUUUUUUGCAAGCUCCCGUCGUGCUCUAGUGGUCAGUCACUCAAGUAUCUUCCUUACAUCUGGUGUAUAACUUCCCACUCAUAUCCAAUGCUCGAGUCUCGUUGCCAUGUCGGAAGAGUAGGCUACGAAACGAAGCCCAAAACAGGGUUCCUAUCUCUCGCUGAAGAACUGAUGUUUUACAUUCUCAGGUAUCUUUCUUAUCGAGAUAUUCUUCGUUGUACAUCUGUAUGCAAGGCCCUUCGCCAGGCAUACAUGUCCUCCUCCGAGCUUCAGUACACCAUCGAACUCAUUGGCCAACGGUUAAUUCCUGUCCCCAACACGAACUACACACCUAUUGGCAACCGUCUGAAGACCUUGAAGGACAGGUCCCACGCAUGGUUCAAGUUUGAUAUGUACUCUUUCGUGUCUCGUGGGCAUUUUUCCUCGUGGGAUGAAACUGAUGACCUGGCUGCGAUAAUUCCAAUACUACCAAAGCCCUCACAAAGAACAAUCGAGCGCUGCUGGUCUCUAGAAACAUUGCGUUUGGAGCCCCACUCAGUCACCCUGGAUGUGUUGAUCGACCUAGCACAAAACCUGAUCGCUGUCGCAUAUUGUGUUACUUCCGAGGAUAAUCCUCUUGAAUCAGAUGAGGCGGUCUUUAUUGACCUUAGAGCCCUGGAUGGUGAUGAUGUUCACCCUCAAGCUGCUCAACGGACACUAUUUCUAUGGGAGGAGUUCGAAUCUGAAUCUGAUCUCAUUAAAACAACGUAUGCGAAGCUCAAGUGUUGUGGGAGGCAUAUCGCUUUGCAGCGUUCCUUGGCUAUUACAAACGAUGAUGGAAAGAAUUACGAGUGGGAUAUGCAGAUUUGGGAUUGGCAAAACUCAGCGACACGGAGGAUCGUCACCGGCGGCGCAACACCCCACCCAUCUGAAAACCAGAUUGAUUUUUGUUUCCUCGGAAAUGAUAGGUUGCUCAUUGUGGCUGACGAUCUGGAGGUCUUUUCAAUGGAAGAUCUCAAGAUGUCACGACGUAUGGCACGUUUCAAAUUGCCCCUCCCGUUGCAGUGCAUACAAUGCCACCCUCCCAUGGACAAUAUUGAACAGAUGCAAACCCAACCUCAAACGGUGAGGUACACCCCAGACCCUAAACAUCAAUUACUAUGCCUUACUGGGUCCUAUGGUACUGCCUCUCUGGUCUUCAUCAUCUCCACGAGGAUUUUCUUCGACCUUGACGAAGUUGCAGAAACAAUAACAAUACCAUGGAUACAUUGGGGUCCUUCAAAUACUCGUGUUUUCCGGUAUCCAUAUCAAGGCAAAGUCCACGUUAGUGGAAAUCGAGUUUUGCAGGCUUUCACAAUCAGCGGGCCAGACACGCGUCCUGGGGAGUACGGAGUACGUCUGAUGGACUUCAGCCCAAUAGCUGGGACAAACAGACAGGGUCUUGGGCGUGUGGUGAAAGAGUCAUCUACAAUAGAAAUGAGUUCUGUCAUGGAUGACACCGUCAAAGAGGAGAACUUGACGAUUACAACAUCCUUGCCUUACGUCGAGGUCGUAUCGAAAAGGAAGUUCAGUGUUCGCGAGUUACUGGACACAUGGCUUGACAAGGAUAGAAUUUAUUUGCUCAAUGCAAAUUGGAAACAUGUUGCGGCAGGUUCUACUUCGUAUCCGACAUGGGAGUCUAACAGGCUUGAGGUCAUCGAUGUCUAGAGAACUCGUCCGUCACCAAGUAGUUGUAUAUCAGCUUAGCACAAUGGCACCAGUUACUUACGAAGAUAGAUCAUAUCCUACUUCUGGCGCAAGUACUAAGCACAUCAUUGAUCACAUCUUGUGAAACUGGUGUCACGUUCUGCUCUCUAGUCUAUGUAUAUAUCCAUAUCUUACCUAGUCUCAAUAUUCCCCCCAGUGAUGGUGUUGCAUAUAGGACAC
Molecule: messenger RNA, 1942 nt
Organism: Suillus discolor
Lineage: Eukaryota; Fungi; Basidiomycota; Agaricomycetes; Boletales; Suillaceae
Exons: 3
Coding region: 125-1723 (532 amino acids)
Molecular function (GO): protein binding
Source: RefSeq, a predicted model, not a curated record